AUGGAUGCUUCAAUGGAGAUCAUCAACCAAAAACCAGUUCGUAUUUUGAUGUUUCCAUGGUUAGGACAUGGACACAUUUCUCCAUUUCUUGAGUUAGCCAAAAAGCUCAUAACAAGAAACUUCACCAUUUUCUUAUGCUCAACUCCUGGAAAUUUCAUUUCAAUCAAACAAAAGCUUAUUAACGAAAACUUAACGGAGAAAAUUCAUCUCGUCGAACUUCGACUUCCAUCUCUUUCCGAUCUUCCUCGUCAUUACCACACAACCAAUGGCCUCCCGCCCCAUCUCAUGUCCACACUUAAGAAGGCAUUCGCGAAGUCACGUCCAAUUUUCAGCCAAAUUCUCAAUACUGUUGAACCGGAUUUACUUCUAUAUGAUUUACUUCAGCCAUGGGCACCAAAGCUAGCAUUGGAAAAAAAUAUUCCAGCAGUUGUAUUUGUCACAAGUAGUGCAACCAUGUUUUCGUACAUGUUUCAUACUUUCAGGUACCCUAAUAUGGAAUUUCCCUUCUCGUCCUCUAUUUAUUAUCGUGAUUAUGAGUUGACACGUAUGCUGAAAAAUCAAGAUUUGGAGCCUAUUGAGCAACAACAAAAAGAUAAAACUAGUGUUAAGUUGUGUUUUAAGAGAUCUUUUGACAUUGUUUUGAUCAAGGGUUUUAAGGAAAUUGAUGGUAAAUAUUGUGAUUAUAUAUCUAGUUUAACUAAGAAGAAAAUCAUCCCCGUUGGUCCACUUGUUCAAGAAACAACAAGUGAAGAUGGCAACUCGCAAAUUUUAACAUGGUUGAAUCAGAAAGAAAAAGGGUCAACUGUUUUUGUUUCUUUUGGAAGUGAAUAUUUUCUAUCUCAAGAGGAUAGGGAAGAGAUUGCUCAUGGGCUAGAGCAAAGUAGGGUUAAUUUCAUAUGGGUUUUGAGGUUUCCAAAAGGUGAAAAACUCAAACUUGAACAAGCAUUACCACAAGGGUUUUUCAAGAAAGUAGGGGAAAGGGGAAUGGUAGUUGAAGAUUGGGCACCACAAGUAAAAAUAUUAGGAAACCCUAAUAUCGGAGGAUUUGUUAGUCAUUGUGGAUGGAAUUCUGUAAUGGAAAGUAUGAAACUCGGCGUUCCAAUAAUUGCUAUGCCCAUGCAUCUUGAUCAACCAUUGAAUGCUAGACUUGUGGAAGAAGUAGGGGUUGGUUUGGAAGUUGUUAGAGACAAACAUGGUAAACUUGAUAGUGAAAAAAUAGCUCAAGUUAUCAAUUUUGUUGUUUUGGAACAAAGGGGAGAAUCCAUUAGGGCAAAAGCAAGGAAAAUGAGUGAAACAAUAAGAGUCAAAGGAGAUGAAGAGAUUGAUGAAGUUGUCCAAGAAUUGUUGAAACUUUGCAAGAGAUCAAAUGUGGUCUAG
Nicotiana attenuata is the source of this 1377-nucleotide messenger RNA. Its product is annotated as beta-D-glucosyl crocetin beta-1,6-glucosyltransferase-like. Bases 1 to 1377 code for a protein of 458 amino acids. NCBI's taxonomy places the organism in Eukaryota, Viridiplantae, Streptophyta, Magnoliopsida, Solanales, Solanaceae. The record is from RefSeq and is a predicted model, not a curated record. Gene Ontology annotation, molecular function: UDP-glycosyltransferase activity. The transcript has a single exon.